Beta vulgaris subsp. vulgaris (sugar beet) is the source of this 2127-nucleotide messenger RNA. RefSeq lists its product as hypothetical. Lineage: Eukaryota; Viridiplantae; Streptophyta; Magnoliopsida; Caryophyllales; Amaranthaceae. The coding region runs from base 1218 to 1928 and encodes 236 amino acids. The record is from RefSeq and is a predicted model, not a curated record. The transcript is spliced from 2 exons.
UCUUCAUAUGAUGAUAGAAAAUCUAUAGAUUUCUCAUUGAAUUUUAGCCAUAUAUUUCAUCUACUCAUGAUAUUAUAUUAGAUAUUUGCAGUAAAAGUCAAAAUAAUAUGAUAAAAAAUAAAAUAAAAAAGUAUAUAUGUAUGAUUGAUUUGAAGGUAAGAAGAGAAGGAUCAAGAAGAUCCACAGUUAUUACUGUAGAGAAGCAUGCAAAGUAACAGAAUUUUGAAAGUGAAAGAGAGAGAGAGAGAGAAAUAAGGAGAUGAGUAUAUGUGAUUGAAACUAGUGAAAAUGAAGUGUCACUUACCAUAAAUAUCUAAACUAGUUUAAUUGGCUAGGAAGCAAAUUAGUACAUAUAUAGAGUAUAGUUUUUAUAAACCUAAGGUAUGGUUUCAUUUGGAAGUUUAUAUCCAUGGCCCCUACCAAAAUAUGGAUGGAAGAUGUUAUUUGAGUUUAGAAACUUAUUGGGGACAUUAAUAUUCUUUUUGGUAUAUCCCAUCACACAGUGACACAUAAUAGGAAAAGAAAAACAUAAUCUUGUGUUAUCAGUUAUCAUGUUGGUAUUUAAAAUUAAAAGAAAAUAUUAUAUUAGUAAUUCAAAACUCGAUCGUAAGACAAUUUUAUUUUCGGAUGAUUGAUAUAUGAAAUAUAAUAAAUUUAAUUAUAUGAACAGAUAAUGUGAAAAGGAGCUGAUAAUAGAAAAAUUUAAAAAUAAAAUGAAAAAACAAACAAGCUAAGCUAAGGAAUACCCAAAUAAAUUUAAUUAUAUGAACAGAUAAUAUGAAAAGGAGCCGAUAAUAGAAAAUUUUAAAAAUAAAAAGAAAAAACAAAUAAGCUAAACUAAAGAAUACCAAAUAAAAUUAAUUAUAUGAACAGAUAAUAUCAAAAGAAGCAAAUAAUAGAAAGAUUUAAAAAUAAAAAGAAAAAACAAACAAGCUAAGCUAAGGAACACCAAAUUACUUUUACAUAAGAGGUCCAAAAUAUUGCCCUACCAUUCUACCAAGUUUCCUAGUGAAUUGUCAUGUCAUUUGGACUUAAAAGUUAAAACCAACCAAAUAUAUAUGUCAUAAAAUCUUUGAUAUUUCUUGUUAAAACUUCCUACCUAAAGUUGUUCUCUAUAUUUCUCAGGAACAAGAUCAAGAAGACUUCUUUCUAUUGGGGAAUUGUACAAAUCAUCAUAGUCAAGAAUAUAUAUUUGUUACUUUUUGAUCCUUCUACAAAUGGAGAAAACUCUAAACUCCAAUGAUGAUAAAGAAUUCAUGCGAAUGGCGAUGCUAAAACAUGAAGAAACAUUCAGAGAACAGGUGAAUGAACUUCAUCGUCUAUAUCGAAUUCAGAAGAUGCUAAUGGAAAGUGUUGGAGUUAACCAACAACAAAAGCAAAAAUUAGAGAGAUAUAAUCUGGUGGAAAGCAGCAAAAAACCCUUUACUAUUGAUCAUUAUCAACAACAACUAAUACUACAAGCACAAGUACAAGCACAAAGGGAUAUUAUUAAUAGAUCAAAGAGCAACAAUAUCAUUAUGGGAUUAAAUGUAAUUAGGCCUGAUAAUCAGGUAUUAACUCGCGGAGAUCCUAGACCAUCUGAUGCACAAGAACACAUUGCGGAAUCAUCCAACGGCAAUGAUAAAAUAAGAGAAUUAGAUGAUCCUGAUAUUGAGUUAACUCUAAGUUUAGGUCCAUCUUCGUUCAACCCUACCCGACGAAAAAAUGGUAAGUCGGAGUCGGGUCAAAGCAUAUCAUCUUCUUCAACUGGGUCAAGCCAAACCAAGAAAACAAGUCCAAAGAAUAAUAAUAAUGUUACUAGAAGCUCAACAACAACAUGGGGUGGUUUUCCUUCGGGUUCCGGAAUCGAACCCGGGUUCUCAAAUGGGCAACAAAAUGGUAGUAAUCCUCCAUGGUUGUACCAAGCUUUGAGCUUGAAGCUGACUUAAUUAACUGAAUUUAAUAGGUUGAUUUUUAAUUAGUUUUGUGUGGAGUUGUUCUUUUUACCCUUUCUUUUAUCUUAUCUUUGCUGUUAGUUUACUUGGAGACUAAUGGUAAAACUUAUUGACAUAUCAGGCGUUCAUAGAGAGCCUUUUGUAUAAAGUUUUGAAUUGCUGAUGAUAUGAGCAGCUACUUAUUAAUCUUAAA